This is a messenger RNA of Prorocentrum cordatum, 327 nucleotides long. NCBI's taxonomy places the organism in Eukaryota, Dinophyceae, Prorocentrales, Prorocentraceae. The record is from the annotation of a GenBank genome assembly.
AUGGCAACGCGCUUUGUCAAUGUUGGACGAGCUCUGCGAGGCGAAGUUGGAGCCGGGAAUAUUCUCCUUUACAGGAAUGGGGACAUGCUGGUCGUGGACGAAGUCCACGGGUUCGCCCUAGUCAGCUACAAUGCUGCAAUCAGCGCGUGCGAGAAGAGCAGGCAGUGGGAGGUGGCGCUGGUCUUGCUUGAAGGGCUGCGGGACGUUAAAGUGGAGCCCAAUACGACUCCCCUACAACGCCGCGAUCAGCGCUUGCGAGAAGAGCGCGCAGUGGCAGAUCGCAUUGUUACUGCUCGUCAUCUUGGCGGAGGUACAACUGCAGCCUGA